Molecule: messenger RNA, 4222 nt
Organism: Pogoniulus pusillus (Red-fronted tinkerbird)
Lineage: Eukaryota; Metazoa; Chordata; Aves; Piciformes; Lybiidae
Gene: WDR82
Product: WD repeat domain 82
Exons: 9
Coding region: 251-1192 (313 amino acids)
Cellular component (GO): Set1C/COMPASS complex
Molecular function (GO): chromatin binding; protein binding
Source: RefSeq, a predicted model, not a curated record
CGCCCUCUGCCGUUCCCGGAGCAGCAAGAUGGCGGACACAAUGCGGGGGAGCCGCCUCUCCGCGGCCUGAGCAGGCCAGGCCGAGCCGCAGGGCGCCGCCCGCCCCGGGCCGCCGCCCCUCCCUGCUCUCUGCCGCUCCCCGCCGUCCCGCGGGGCUCUGCCCGUCCGCUCCCGCCGCCGCCCGGAGCCCCGCCCGGCUCCUCUCAGCGCCGUUGCCGCCGCCCUCGGCGCGGCCCGGCCCGGCGGCGGCAUGAAGCUGACGGACAACGUGCUGCGGAGCUUCCGCGUGGCCAAGGUCUUCCGCGAGAACUCGGACAAGAUCAACUGUUUCGACUUCAGCCCCAAUGGCGAGACCGUCAUCUCCAGCAGCGACGACGACUCCAUCGUUCUCUACGACUGCCAGGAGGGGAAGCCAAAGAGAACACUGUACAGUAAGAAGUAUGGAGUGGACCUCAUCAGAUACACGCAUGCUGCCAACACUGUUGUAUACAGCUCCAACAAAAUAGAUGACACAAUCCGAUACCUCUCCUUGCAUGACAACAAAUACAUUCGGUAUUUCCCGGGGCAUACGAAAAGAGUGGUUGCGCUUUCAAUGUCUCCAGUGGAUGAUACUUUUAUUUCUGGGUCCCUCGAUAAAACUAUUCGACUUUGGGAUCUCCGCUCUCCAAAUUGCCAGGGUUUAAUGCAUCUCCAGGGGAAGCCUGUGUGUUCUUUUGACCCAGAAGGGUUGAUUUUUGCUGCAGGAGUCAAUUCUGAAAUGGUGAAGCUUUAUGAUCUCCGUUCUUUUGACAAGGGACCAUUUGCUACAUUUAAGAUGCAGUAUGAUCGAACGUGUGAGUGGACAGGCCUGAAGUUUAGUAAUGAUGGCAAACUCAUCCUCAUAUCAACUAAUGGAGGAUUCAUUCGACUGAUUGAUGCCUUUAAAGGAGCCAUCCUGCAUACAUUUGGGGGUUAUAACAAUAGUAAGGCUGUCACGCUGGAGGCAUCAUUCACACCAGACUCUCAGUUCAUCAUGAUAGGUUCAGAGGAUGGGAAGAUUCAUGUUUGGAAUGGGGAAAGUGGGAUGAAGGUGGCUGUGCUGGAUGGGAAACACACAGGUCCUAUAACCUGUCUGCAGUUCAAUCCAAAAUUCAUGACUUUCGCUAGCGCAUGUUCCAAUAUGGCCUUCUGGUUGCCAACUAUCGAUGACUAAUUCCUACACUGCAGCUGCUGUUGGGCGAUUUCCACACUAACAGCAGCACAUCCCCGCAAGCAUAGUACUGGAAUUGCCUAGGUCUCCUAGACUGUGUUCCUGUUCCUGCACACGCCUCCAUGUCUUACCUUUAUCUGCCGCAUUCCUUUGCGAGGACUCCUUGGCUCAGCCUCCUGGCAUGUUCCAGAUUGGCAUGCUACCUGUUCUUUUACAGCCUGUGCCCAGCGGGCUUCAGCUGAAGUUGGAACUGACACAGUAUUUCUAAGAGCAGCAAAGUCUGUUUUAAUUACAAAAUGUUUGUGGCGUUAUUUAAAGCUGUAAUUGUGUUUUCCUUCUGUAAGUGCAUAAGGCUAUUGAUGCUCCAAGGUGGAAUGUGCAGUUCCUUCCCAUAAGUGCAUAUUUUUCACAUUUGGGAUCUUUCCCAUUUCACUGCAGUCUACAGAUGCAAAGUUACUUUUGUGCCAAAUGUGAACGCUGACAGUUUUCAACUUAAAAGAGCAGGUGCUGGAUUCUCUCUCAGUGGAACAUGCACCUAAAGAUGAGUGACUAUGAAUAUAGAUGAUACAUCUGUGUUUUGGCAAUUUAGUGUGCAACAGACCAUACAGGUUUUGUCCACUGCCGGAGCCGUUUGCUGUGCCAGCAUCCCAGGGGGCACAGAGAAUACUGCUGAGGUCCAGUCAGUGUCCCAAGCAAUAAUGGAGGCUGUCAGCAGGAAGAUGAAGAAACCAAGCUGAGACUGCAAAGUACAGUCUGGUGCUGUAUCUUCAUGAUGUGUCAUCUUGGCUGAUCUUAUUUGUAAAUAUUGAGGGGGUGGGAGGGCAGUUGGAAUGGGCAAUAUUUUUUUACUUUUAGAUAUUAAAGAAUAUGAUAUGGGCCAGUAUCAUGGGGUGUCUAUGCUGCUUACCUUCACAGAUGCAGUUCUCCCCUCCUGGUUUGUAAAUAAGUUCUACUAUGUUCUCCCCACACUGGCCUUAGAUUUAUAUCCCUCUGUUGAUAAAGCUGAUAUGCACUUAGUUCAUCAUGCAUUUUGUUACAGGUCCUGUGGGUUUUCAGUGGCAGCCCCAAAAGAGCAGUGCUUCCUUUGUUAGAUGGGGUCUUCAGAACUGAAUUUCAAAUCUUACAUGGGGCUAUGGUGACUUCCAUUUUCUGGGGCCCUGUCCCAAGGGGCAGGAGGGAUGUGCUCUCCUGGUCCAGAGAGGCUUGUGGGUCAGUAGCACAAAGGCUGGCAAGCUGGUCUUCAAGCCUGGGUCUGCUUUCUUUUUCCUGAAACGCUGCAUCGAUCAAAUGCGUUCACCAGCAGACUGGUGUAAAUGUGUGCUGUCCAUUGUAUUCUUGCCUUUCCAAACAGCUGGUUUUUUGUGCAGGACUACAGCUUGGAAAGUUGGUUCUUUCCCUUGCCUAGUCAUCUGUGCUUUCCCUCUCUGGAGGGUGAAAUGCUGGUAAGGUGGCAGGCACAGUCAUGGACAUGUUCUCUACCUCUCUGCCUUAGGUCACUUGUCUAGGUGCACCUCUGUUGCAGCAAAGGUCAUCUCAGCUGUGGGGGCCUGUCUCAUUUGGAACGUGUCUCCCUGGCUGGAGGAGGGAAUGGAACACUGGACAAAUGCUUUUUAUCCUGCCAAGUAGGCCUGCUGUUGGAGACACAGGCAAGAGACCCAUGCUAUUACACCAGCAUCCCUCUUCCCAUGCUGUCCCACUGUUACCCUCAGACGGCCAGCGCAAAGGGAGAUGGUCAGAUGGCCAUCCCACUCCUUAGAGCUGACUUACUUUCCACAGCUGCCCCUUCAACUCAGUGUUGUUGCAUUCCAGGCUGCUUGGUGCUAUUUUACCAUUGUUGGUGUUUCUGUAGGCAGCUGUAUUUUGCAGUGGUUUGUAACAUGCAGGUGUUUGGGGGGGGGGACUGUAGUACAUUGUAACAGGUGAACUUGAAAGUUCAGUAGUAAAUCAUGUUUCAGGGGUUUAUCAAGUCUGUUGCCUCAGGAGGAAUGGCCUCCAGCUGUUUUGUUACUUUUCACAGGGAAGCACUUGGAAGUCUUCUUCUGAAACUGCUUGCAGAUGUGGUUUGAGUACUUGCCCGAAGAGCAUUCUCUCUUCCCCUUGUGGUGGUGUCAAACUGUGUUGCAGCAUGAAAGGAGGACCAAAGGGCUGGUCCAGAAGGACACACAUUGGAAUAUAGGUGUAUGUACAAUAUAGUACUAAUGCUCAGCUCAAAAUUAAAGCCAGAUGCCUUCCCAGGGCUGACUGACACCCACACAAGAGUCAAAUCUUUCUUGGCUGUAGCACUGAGUGCUUGCAAUCUGCCUUUAGAAGAGGGAAAUGUGCCAAGUGUUGUCAAGGAACUUGAGUGUCACUUGUCUCUAGGUUAGACAGAAAAGGUGACUAAAGCUUUUAGCUUCCAGCUUGUGCUUUUCAAAAAAGCAUCAGGACUGCCAUUCCUGUCCUUUGUGGCAGUCAGCUAAUGAGAGAUGGACCUCAUUAGAAACAGUACUGCCAGGUCUAAUGGAGAGUCCAGCCUUGCAUAAAGCCAGGCAGGAAGCUUGCUCCUCAUGCUGCUCUUCAGGUUGAGAUAAAGACCAUGGGGAAGGAGACUCAAAGCCCACCUCUAAAUAAGCAGUGAUGGUGGCUGAGCACAUCUGCUUGGGCUAUAGGAGAUUCUGGGUAUAAUUCUCUGGGUUAGUCUUUGGGAGAUGAUUUUUGUAUUGAAGCUCGCAGGUCCUUGGUUAAUGUCCUAGCCCCUGCUUCAAGUGGCACAGGAACAAUCAAACAAAUUUGAGAGCAGCAGUGUCUCUUUUCCAAUGCCUUUGGGCUACAAUUGCACUUUAAGAGCCUUCCAGGGAUUUUGGGUCGAGCAAGGAUCCUAGCGAGCUUUGUGGAAGCUGGUCUCUUUGGUUGUGAGCCGCUAUGAGGAAAUUUGACUCCUAGGUGGGGUCUGUCAGAUGGAUGUAAAUGCAUGGAGUCAACUUUGUCUCAAAAUACUGAAUUUGUGGAGAAUUCAAUGUUUUGGCUGCUACCAAUAAACAUUUUGUAGAGAGA